GUUCAUCCACUGAAAGAAAGAGCUAAUGAAAAUCUCUCCCAUUCUUCUGUUUAAGGUGCGGGGAUGCCUGUCACUACCCUGAACUUGUUGGAAUAUAUUUUUUAUUUUUUUCUGAUGUUUAAUGUAGAGACUGUGCUCUCUGUCUGUGAUGUCAGGGUCCGUACAAUCGAUUUAGGAUGCCAUCUUGAGUGGCAUUGCCCUGAUGCCAACCCUAAGACCACUUAUACUGUCCAGACCAAGACAUUCGGUCCAUGGGAAAAUGUUUCAGACUGCAUCCAGAUUUCCCAGCAAAGCUGUGAUCUGUCACGCGUCUUUCCUGACAUACACGCCUACAACUUCAUCAGGCUGACAUCAGAAGAUUUUCCUGGGUUGAAUCAAACUCUGCUCUGUGACCCUUUGAAUGACUCUUCUGCCACAUUCAGCCCCCCCAACAUUAAUAUCUCCAUGGACAAUGGAAGUUUGCAGGUGACGGUAAAUUUUCCCCGUCUUCCAUCCAAAAUCUGUUCUGAUUAUGAUGAGGAAGAGGAGAUGGCUUGCCCCAUCAAUGAGUUUAAAAAACUCUUGGCCACAGUCACUCUAUACGACAAACAGAACCUCUCAGAUAGACAGACACGCACUGGUGAGGUAAUGAGGGAAGGCACACACAAGGUGGAAUUUGGUUUUCUUCUACCAGGGCGAGUGUACUGUGCUGUGGCCAACUUCACAGCUGAAGGUGUACUGGCCUCCUCUCCCGCGAGCCUCCCGCAGUGUGUUUACAUACCAGCAAACACUGAAAGCCUCAUCGCCAUCGCCAUGAUUGUGUCUGCUGUUCUCAUUGCUCUUGGCCUAAUGAUAUUUCUGCUCUGGAGACACUGUGCAUCUUCUGAACGUCCCUUGCCCAGAUCUUUGGCUUUACUUCGAGACCUGGAACUUCAGAAAGAGACAUUCAUUGACUCCUAUAAGGAAGCACCACACGACGAGAGCUUUGAGGGGGACCACGUUUCUGUUGUAUCCAUCUGUGACUUCACACUCACAAACAACCAGUCAUCUUACCAGAACAAUGAGUAUUACACAAGCCACGUCCUGCACGAUCCAGAUUGCAUUGAGUAUUACACAAGCCCCGUCCUGCGCGAUCCAGACUGUAUUGAGGGAUCUGUGGAGUCUGGAGAUUUGGGCGUAGAAGUCCAAACCCACAAGUUCCAUUCGUUUCCAUCUCAUCCGUUUCUAGAAGCAAACGUGCAGGGUGAGGAGACACCGAAUAUUCCUCUGAGCUCGGUGCAAGUGAAAUACACUCAACAGGACGAGAUGUCAACUGAAGACCCAGAGCUGUAUGGAGAUGUUGAGAUGUUUAAAACUGAAUAUGAGACCAAUAAACAUGGGUCCGAGCUAAUUCGAACUACUGAUGGUUGUUCUCAAAAGACUGAAUACAUUUAGCUUGAAGAGCUACAGCUUUUCUUUUAUGCAUCGGUUGCUGGUUGGAUUUUGGCAUGUGGACAUUGCAUGCACUCAAAAAUGGAGGCCAAUGAAGGUGAGCUUGCAGGGGGGAGUGUUAUACUGACUAAAUUAUUGGAGAAGUCUUGGGCGAUUGGAUAAGUUUUGCUUCUCUUGACAACCCAGAGUGAAAUGUGUCACUUCUUGCACGUUUAUCAUGGUCAAAUGUCGCUGACCUGAAUCUGGCAGUCUUUAUUAUUGCCAACACACAAUUCAGUGACUCACUCAAAUCAGCAGAGCACUAUAAAUCCUUAUUCUGUCCGGGUUACUGUGAGUGCGGUAUGGUUUCUGUAUGGCUCGAUUCAUUGUUUUCAUUUUUCACUUCUGACUCAGUUGCCCCAUUUUGUCUCUCAUUUUCUUCGGACCGUGUCUCACAGCUAACCACGCUAAGAUGCACAAUUUCUGCUGAUGUUGCCGUUUCUCUGGAACAUUACUACAAAUGCUCCCAGGAACCGAGUGUGACUCUCUAGGUUCUGGAAAAUAUAGCAUGUAGUUAAGCUUAUGUUGUGUUGUAGGCCUAUAGAAUUUUUCAUGUUUUUCUUAUUUUCUCCUUUUUGAGAACGUGUACAAGUAUGUGGAGUCGACAUGUACAAUUAUGUUAAAUUUCGUACUGUAACAGUGAAGGGAAAUAGUUUAUACAGCAUUUUGUUAAAAAUUUGCUGUUUGACUUUUCCCGAAGCCAUAAUCACGUGACAAAUAUACCUGAUAUAAAUAUAAACUGAUUUCGAAAAGCAGAUGUUCAUUGCCAUUUCACUCAACAGUUGACUCGAGUUUUAAAUGUCAAGUUUCUUGUUGACCAAAUGUACCACAGUGGAAAAAAGUUUGCAUGCGUUCAAGUUCAGCUUUAAUAAACCACAGCCCACAAGCCUGAAAAACAAAACGCAUGUUCAUCAUAUCCUAACAGAAAUAUCAAAAAAUGCACAAUAAACCUGCACUGACUUUCUAACCAAA
This is a messenger RNA of Pimephales promelas (fathead minnow), 2421 nucleotides long. RefSeq lists its product as uncharacterized. The record is from RefSeq and is a predicted model, not a curated record. Gene Ontology annotation, biological process: cytokine-mediated signaling pathway. Gene Ontology annotation, molecular function: cytokine receptor activity; protein binding. Lineage: Eukaryota; Metazoa; Chordata; Actinopteri; Cypriniformes; Leuciscidae. Gene Ontology annotation, cellular component: plasma membrane.